AUGACGCAGUUGUCCAUCGAGGACAAAACUUACUGCGAAAUUUCUCCGGUGUCUGCCAUCACAGAAAAAGGCCCCAUAGAGUUUUUUAUCCCGGGGGAUGGAGACCGCUACCUGGAUCUGAACGACACGCUGCUUUACCUACGCGUUAAAGUGUGUAACGCCGACGGCUCAAAUUUAGCGAACGACGCCCAAGUAUCGCUCAUCAAUUAUCCGUUGAACACCAUUUUCGAUCAGUGCGAUGUGAUUUUAGGAGAUCGGCUGAUUUCUCAAUCCAGCGCCACGCACCCUUACAGAGCCGUGAUCGAAACGUUGCUAAACUAUUCGGAGGACACCCUCAAGAGUCAGUUCACCGCGGGGUUGUUUUACAAAGACACCCCAGGAAACAUGGACUCCAUCGUCACAGUCAACGGACCGAAUAAGGGUCUGAACAAACGAGCCGGAUUCAUCGUCAAUUCUCGGGAAGUACAUCUCGUGGGUCCUAUACACGCCGAUAUCUUUUUUAGCGAAAGAUUUUUGCUAAACUCUGUAGAUCUAAGAGUGAAGCUGACGAGAGCCAACGACGCUUUUUGUCUUAUGGGCCCCGACGACUCUACGUUCAAGCUGAACGUAGUCGGAGCCUCUCUGUUUGUGAAGAAAGUCGCUGUGUCACCGGCGGUCCGCAUAGGUCACGAAGCGGCUUUAUUGAAAGGCAACGCUCUAUAUCCCCUCUCGAGGGUCAAUGUGAAAACUUUCUCCAUCCCUGAACACUCUAGAAUAUGCAACCAGGAAAAUCUUUUUCUGGGCACGAUGCCUAAAUACGUCGUAAUCGCUAUGACGAACCACGAAGCUUUCACCGGCAAAAGAGAUCUAAACCCCUUCAACUUUUUACACAACAACGUGGAAUAUUUGGCUCUGUCUCAGGACGGACGACAGAUUCCGGCUAAAGCCUUCCAACCCCAGUUUAACGUCAAACAAUCCGUCAGAGAAUUUUACAAUUUGUUUAGCGCUACAGGGAGACAUCUGAAGGAUUUACCGUUGUGCAUCGACCGUCAGGAUUUUGCCGAAGGCUAUACCCUUUUCGCAUUUAAUCUGACUCCCGGUGACGACUGCGAGGCCUUAUCGGCCGUUUCAACCGGCUCUUUGAGGCUGGAGAUGCGAUUCCGACUGCCCCUGCCGCACACUACUACCCUCAUCGUGUACGCGUGUUUCGAUUCUGUGCUGGAAAUUAACUCAAAAAGACAAGUUCUCGUGGACUACUAUUAG
This is a messenger RNA of Oryzias melastigma (Indian medaka), 1242 nucleotides long. RefSeq lists its product as uncharacterized. Gene Ontology annotation, biological process: deoxyribonucleotide biosynthetic process. The record is from RefSeq and is a predicted model, not a curated record. The coding region runs from base 1 to 1242 and encodes 413 amino acids. The transcript has a single exon. Gene Ontology annotation, molecular function: ribonucleoside-diphosphate reductase activity, thioredoxin disulfide as acceptor. Lineage: Eukaryota; Metazoa; Chordata; Actinopteri; Beloniformes; Adrianichthyidae. Gene Ontology annotation, cellular component: cytosol.